Molecule: messenger RNA, 8239 nt
Organism: Mobula hypostoma (lesser devil ray)
Lineage: Eukaryota; Metazoa; Chordata; Chondrichthyes; Myliobatiformes; Myliobatidae
Product: gamma-aminobutyric acid receptor subunit alpha-3-like
Exons: 10
Coding region: 445-1842 (465 amino acids)
Biological process (GO): regulation of postsynaptic membrane potential; signal transduction; nervous system process
Cellular component (GO): synapse; dendrite membrane; plasma membrane
Molecular function (GO): GABA-A receptor activity; GABA-gated chloride ion channel activity; inhibitory extracellular ligand-gated monoatomic ion channel activity
Source: RefSeq, a predicted model, not a curated record
GAGCUGAAUGCAGGGCUCUCUGUCAGAUGGAAGGAGGUAUAUGAAUUGGUGAUUUCGAUUCCAGACAAAAUAAUAAUCAAGAAGUGUCUGGAAAAAAAAGUCAGCACCUUCAAAUGUCAGCAUCCAGCUUGAUAGAAGAGUCAGAGAGCCGUAUCCAUAGCUCUGAAAAUGUUUUAAUGCAUGAGCUCAGGAUCCAGCAUGCCGGACUGUAAAGUGAAUCAAUUUUUUUGAAAAUACGUUCUGUGGCUGAGCUACAGAGGAACUGUUCCACAAUAUGUCAUAGAGUCCAGCUUCAGAGAAUGGAGAGAAGGGGAGAGAGACAGGAACAACAAGGAUGAGUCAAAGUGUUUGCUGCAAGUUUAUCCAAAGGGUGUUGAAAAUAUAAUUCAUUUUUAAGAUCUUCCUCCCAUUGGAGUUUGCUGAUACUGAGAAUUAACUCUGGAGAUGGCUGAACAAAUUCUGGGUUUCCUUGUACUUUAUAGCACUCUCCUGAUAGUUCUUCUCUCCAAGACCUGCCUGACUGUUCAUGGUUUUUCAAAGAAGCAUGCCCGACCAGCUCCAACAGAUGGGAAAGACAACAUCACCAUCUUCACUCGGAUCCUAGACCGCCUGUUGGAUGGGUAUGACAACAGGCUGCGGCCCGGCCUUGGAGAAAGUGUGACGGAAGUGAAAACGGACAUCUACGUCACAAGCUUUGGUCCAGUGUCUGACACAGACAUGGAGUAUACCGUCGAUGUGUUUUUCCGUCAGAGCUGGAGAGAUGAACGGCUCAAAUUUAAAGGGCCUAUGCGCAUUUUGCCACUGAACAACCUCCUGGCCAGCAAGAUCUGGACUCCAGACACCUUCUUUCACAAUGGGAAGAAGUCAGUGGCACAUAACAUGACCACUCCAAACAAGUUGUUGAGGCUGGUGGACAAUGGUACCUUGCUCUACACCAUGCGACUAACGAUAAACGCGGAAUGUCCGAUGCACCUGGAGGACUUCCCCAUGGACGCACACGCUUGCCCGUUGAAAUUUGGCAGCUAUGCCUACACCAACUCGGAGGUGAUGUACGUGUGGACUCACGGACAGGGCAACUCAGUAGUGGUGGCCGAGGAUGGAUCACGAUUGAACCAGUAUGAUCUGUUAGGGCAGACAGUUGGGACAGAGAUCAUCCGGUCAAACACAGGUGAAUACAUCGUCAUGACCACACACUUCCACCUAAAAAGGAAGAUUGGUUACUUUGUGAUUCAGACCUACCUGCCCUGCAUCAUGACUGUGAUACUCUCGCAGGUCUCCUUCUGGCUGAACAGGGAGUCGGUCCCUGCACGCACUGUCUUUGGGGUCACCACAGUACUGACAAUGACCACACUGAGCAUCAGUGCCAGAAACUCCUUACCGAAGGUUGCCUACGCGACCGCCAUGGACUGGUUCAUUGCUGUGUGCUACGCGUUUGUGUUCUCAGCACUGAUCGAGUUUGCUACUGUGAACUACUUCACCAAGAGGAGCUGGCCUUGGGAUGGAAGGAAAGCCAUGGAAGCACAGGAGCUGAAGAAAAGAGAGCCGGUAACUCUAGCGAAGAAAACCAACAACACAUACAAUAUUGUGGGGACAACCUACACUCUGAACAUCACCAAGGAUCCUGGGCUAGCCACCAUAGCAAAGAGUGCAGGGGCUCACGCCAAGCUGGGCAAGGUCGAGGAGAAGCUACUUGAGAGCAAGAAGUCUUACAACAGUGUCAGCAAGGUUGACAAAAUGUCCCGGAUCAUCUUCCCUGUUCUCUUUGUAAUCUUCAACUUGGUUUACUGGGCCACAUAUGUCAACAGGGAGCCGAUAAUUAAAGGCACGAUUCCCCAGAAAUAGACUCCACUCUCAGCUUGUUCUCAGGUGGUUUCUUUUUAAGUGGUUUCUGAAGAAAGCAGUGUAAUGUGUUUGAAAGGACGUGCCUGUUCAUUGUUUGACUUAAUGAAGUUGUAUUUAACUGUUUGCAUGCCACAUAACUGGAGGUGUGUUCAUACGAGGCUGGGUACCUUGAUAAUCGAGAGGUUGUAUCUGCCACUUGUCUUUGUGUCUUCACUGGCUGAGGACAUCUCUCACACUCACUUUCAUACUUGGUGCAGAUGGUUUCACCCUCAUGCUCCCUCAGCACCUCCCUCACUCCUGCUUCUAAAAUUGCUGACAGCAUCUCUCUCAGACUUGGUUCACACGUGAUUCCACACUUUGGCAUUGACCGCAUCCUCUUACUUUCCACUCACUUGGGAGUUCCCGUUCUCAUCACUGAAGGCAACUCCCUUAUGUAAGCAUUGGUGCUUAAUGACCUCACUCUCUCGGGCUCUCUCCUUCCCAUUUGUCCCCAUCACAGUCUCUGACUGAUUCUGCCUUCCACUUACAGUGUCCAGUGAUAUAUGGCCAUAAGCACAGAAGCAAGACCUUCAGCCCACUGUCCAGAUUGACCAUCAUCCAUCCAUUUACACUAAACUGACACCACUUUACUUUCCCCAUGUCCCCAUGAACUGCCGGCAGGUUCUGCCACUCACCAAAACAGCAGCAGUACAGCAACCAGUUGACACACCAAACCACACCCAUUUGAGAUGUGAAAGGAAACUGGGGCACCCAGGCGAAAUCCAUGCAGUCACAGGAUAAACGUGAAAACUCCACAUAGAAAGCACGCCAGGUCAGUCAUGGAUCUUUCAGGCAGCAGCUCCACUAGCCAUGCCUCUGAGAUUUCCUAAAGUAGACCUUGCAGUCCUUCAUGUACCAGCACUAAGUAAGAUGAUGGCAGUUCAUCCCGUUCCUCUAAUUCUAAAACUCUGUUGGUCUCAAUGUGUCUAUUCUCCACAGCUGAGCAUCUGUACCCUCUGAUUUGGAGAACUACAAAUACUUCCACACCUUUAAAUGCAGAGAAUUUGGUGUGUUGCAUUCCUGAUAGACCUAACCUUUAUGCUGAGAUAUUGCUCACUAAUGCCAGACACUUUAAUCUCCUAAACACGAGAAGAUCUGCAGAUACUGGAAAUCCAAAGCAACAGACACAAAAUGCUGGAGGAACUCUGCAGGCCAGGCAGCCUCUAGGGAAAUAAGUAAGCAGUCAACGUUUUGGGCAGAGACCCUUCAUCAGGACUGAGAGGGAAGGGGCGAGUUGCCCGAAUUAGAAGGUGGGGGGGGAGAGGGGAAAGAGGCUAGCUGGAAGGUGACAGGUGGGUAGGAAAAGUCAAGGGCUGGAGAAGAAAGAAUCUGAUAGGAGAGAGAGUGGACGACAGGAGGACGAGAGGGAGGAGGGGACACGGGGGAAGUAAUAAGCUGGUGAGAAGAAGUAAAAGGUGCAAUGUCGAUGUAAGCUUUUGGCAUGGCUCCUUACGCUCUCCUGAACUUGACGUUCAUAAAAUAUAGUCAGCUGCUCUCAUGCUUCUCACCUGCAGCAUUCUGGUCUCAUUUGUCACAGCAACACCUUCCCCACCAUCUCUCAGCCACCAGCAGCCAACACUUGUGUUACUCAUUCUCUCCCAGUCUCCGCCCAUAACACAGACCUCUUCUUUUGUCCUCUCCACGCCUCCUCCCUUUCUCUGCAAAAUCAGUAUGAAUUUCUUCCAAUUCUCACGAAGGGUCAUUAACCUGUAGUGUUGACUCUGCCUCUCUCCUGAGAUGCCUUUUGCCCCACUGAACAUUUCCUGCAGUUUUUUAAACUUUGAAUUCCCAGUAUCUGAGAUGUUUUACUUCGAUAUCGUUGUUUUUUUGUAUUAUUUUUCACUAAUCUAACCUCUCAUUUUCCCACCAUAUACAUAGUCUCCUGCCUUUUCACUCUCUUGUGUAACCCACGUAUAAUCACCUUGUAUGCCUGACUAAAAGUUACAACAUACUAUCAGCAAACUCAGUGCAGACUCUCCAAGUCAAAAUCUUUGACUAACUGAGGGACUUGUGCUGAUCUCUGUCAUAGCAGUAGUACCAAUCACCCAACUGCAUGGUGCCCUGGCAUCUGACCUCCAGCUCACCUCCAUGGCACUAAGCUCAACUACAGACUGCAAAUAACCUGCAGGUCCCACUGGUCUGUAAGCUCCAGGUAAGCUAAGUCUGGAUUAUUAAUCACAUUAAAAUCCUCAGCUGUUCCCUCUGUUCCUGUCCCAAUUACUGAGUGUUUUUGCUGUGAUUAGAACAAAUGUUUAAUGUCUGGUCAUUUCUAUAUUUGAUAUAUUCCCUAUAGACUUGUAUCUAUGUUUAUAAGUCCUCUCACUUUUCUUUCAGUCAUUUUUACUGCUUUCUAAACUUUACUAAUUCUUAAGUUACCUCCCUUUUGACAACGUCUUUUAAUCUCAGCUCUUGAUGGAUCUCUUGUAUUUAAUAGAAUGUGUAUUGAUUGAGAGUUUUGAAAUAUUUCUUUAGGUGUUUACCAUUGUUUGUCAACUGACAAAUCUUUUAUUCUCAUUUCCCAAUCCACCGUCAUAAAUGCACCCCUUCAUAUCUACAAAACUGAGUGAACUCACGUUAAUUUCCAUGAGACCUGCAUACUGCGAUUAAUUGUAGUACAGUCUCUUUACACAGUGAAAGGUCCAACACCAUAGCUUCCCUAGUCAGUAUCACUGCACAUUGUUUAGGUGGACUUUACAGAUCAUCCUCAAAUUUUUAUUUUGCUUAUUUGACUUCCCUCAAUGUUUAUUAUAUUUCUCUUGUUAGAAGAUUUCCUUUAUUGAUUAAUUUUCUUUCCACUUGUCAGAGGGCAUAUAAGGACCCCUUAGUGGGUUUUUAUACUAUAUUUUCUCUUAUUUCCACCCAUACUGAUUCCAUGUGCUGCAAUUCUCCUCACCACUGUCCUUGUGUCAUCCUUUAUAACUAAUGCCACUCCAGUGAUGCUGGUUUCCUUCAAAAUCUGCUAGCUGGAAUAUGCAAGCAUGUCACUACAACCCUUUGUUCCUACUUACGCCAUAUGGAACUCAUUGGUCUGUUUGUCUCAGUACUACGUUGGUCAUCAUGCUUACUGACCAAGUCAUGGGAGAGCUGGAGUUUCUGCUUUCGCAAAAAAAUAAAUUUCAAUGAUAAUAAAAAAAUAUAUUUUGAAUUGUCAUCAGCUGUCCGGCAUCAUUAUUGCCCAUGCUAUAUCAUGAGCAUGGUAAACCCAAAGAGGGUUUGUUAUUGGAUUAACAGGGUUAACUUGGCAUUAUUGGGUGUUCUUUGAUAAGAUAACCAGCCUGUCUGAUACACGCCUCGCCAUUCCAUGUAAAUCUCGAGCAUUCCAUCUAUCACACAACAGGUAGGUCGGGUUAUUAACAACUAUUUGCUUUUCACCUUUGUUAAGGUAGUUCAGGACAAAUGUAAGAGUUCUCUUUCUUUGAUUACAAAGGACCAAAAGAACACAAGUACAGGUGGAGGUGGCUGAAGAAUGCAGCUGGCAGUGCCUUCUCAUGUUGAGAGAUUGUAUGCAGGUGGCAUUUUAGCACUGCAAGAAUGCAAUUACACUGCACCUUCAAGCUGCUGUGAUGCAGGGCCAUAUUCUCUCUUCUGCAAGAAUGCAAGGCAGGUGAUUUGACAUUCGCUAUGUACCCAUGUCUUAUUGUACCUGAAACCUGAACCAAACUCCUUUAUAGCCUUUGUAUGAAUGAGUAAAGGCUGCCCAUCCCAAAACACCACUCAUUCAGAAGGUCCCAUGAUGUUAUUUGGAUUUCGGUUGUAUAUAUGAAUGGGCUGACAGCACUGGGGUUGUCUAGGAAGAAGAAGAGGCCAAGUCUUACUGGAUUUUCAGACCUGCCCUGCUCUGGAUUGUCCUCUUGUCUAUUCCUUCUUUGGGUGGGCGGAGACCACAGACAAGGUCCCAGCUUCUUCUCUGUAUGGUCAGACAUUAAGUGAAACCUGAAUCUCCCUCUAAAGAGGUUCAGUAGGAAAGUUUAAAGCUGAGAUGAUAGAUUUCUUCAGGUGCUAAUCAGCUAUGAUCUAACUGAAUGGUGGAUAAGCUCGAGAGCCUCCUCUGACAAUCAAUAUUCUUCAUUACAGAAAGCCUGAGACAGGUAUCCAUAAGGCUGAGCAGCGAAAUAGGUGGAAUUUGACAGACACUCAGUAGCAACCGAGCACACCUGUCCAAAAGAACAGAGUGGGGACAGAGAGUGGGGCAAUUUGGAGAGAAAGCUGACAGUCCCCAAACCACCCUUACUGUCCCCAGCAGAACACAUUCAUCAACUCACAGCAUGCCCAGUGCUGCACUCCACACCACCCAAAGCACCAUCUCUGUAAUUAAACCCAUUCCAGGCACAUAUCCUGCCAACGCCAUAGGAAACAGAAGCAGGAAAAUCCAAUCAGCACCUAGAACCUGUCCACCAUAUAGUCAGAUCAUCCUGGUUUCUCUCAAGUGUUGAAAUCUAACCUGCAUCCACCACUUCUGCUGGCAGCUCAUUCCACACUCUCACCAUCUUCUGAGUGAAAUUCCCCCUCAUGCUCCCUUUUAAUAUUUCAUCUUUCACCCUUAAUCCAUACCUCUAGUUCUAAUCUCACGCAGCUUCAAUGGACAGGGCCUGCUUGCAUUUACCCUAUCUAUACCCCUCAUAAUUUUGUAUACCUCUAUGAAAUCUUCCCUCAUUCUCCCAUGCUCCUGGGAAUAAAGCCCGAAACGAUUCAACCUUUCUCUAUAACUCUGGUCUUCAUUUUCUCUGUACUCUUUUAACCAUAUUUGCAUCUUUUCUGUAGGUAGGUGACCAAAACUGCACAUAAUACUCCAAUUUAGACCUCACCAACAUCUUAUCCAACUUCAACAUAAUAUUCCAACUCCUACUCAACAUUUUCAUUUAUGAAGUCAGGUGCAUCAAAAUUUCUCUUUAUGAUUCUAUCUACCUGUGACACCACUUUUAAGGAAUUAUCCAUCCAUAUUCCCAGAUCCCAAUGUUCUGCCACCUCCUCUUGCUCUACCGCUCACUGUGUAAGAGCUACCCUGAUUUGUCCUCCCAAGUGCAACACCUCACACUUCGCAUUAAAUUCUAUCUGCCCAUUUUUUCCACUUGAACCAGAUCUUGCUGCGAGCUUUGAUAGUCUUCCUUGCUGUACACUACACCCCCAAUCCUGGUGUCAUCUACAAAUUUGCUGAUCCAGUUAACCACAUUAUCAUCCAGAUCAUUGAUAUAGAUAACAAACAACAAUGGACCCAGCACCGAUGCCUGCAGCACUCCACUGGUCACAGGCUUCCAGUCAGAGAGGCAAUCCUCUACUACCACUCUCUGCCUUCCAAUUUACUACAUCAUCUUGAAUGCCAAACAAAUGAACUUCUUGUCCAACUUCCCAUGUGGGACCUUGUCCAAAGUAGAUAACAUACACAGCCUUUCCUUUAUCAACUUUCCUGAUAAAUUUCUUGAAAACGCAAUAAGAUUGGUUAGAGAUGACCUACCAUGCACAAAGCCAUGCUGACUAUCCCUAAUCAGCCCCUGUCGAUCCAAGUACUAAUAUAUCUGGUCCAUCAGAAUACCGUUCAAUAAAUUACCCAUGACUGAUGUCAGAUUUCCCAGCCUAAAACUACUUAUUCUUAGAGCCUUUCUUAAACAACGGAACAACAUAAUCUAUCCUCCAAUCCUCCGGCACUUCACCCAUGCCUAAAAACAUUUUAGGUAUCUCUGCUAGGGCCUCUGCAGUUUCUGCACCAGCUUCCCGCAAAGUCCAAGGCAACACCUUGUCAGGUCCUAGGGAUUUAUCUACCCUAAUUUUCCCCAAGGCAGUAAGCACCCUCUCCUCUGUAAUCUGCAUAUGGUACAUGAUCUCACUGCUGCUUUGCCUCACUUCUAUAGACUCUGUGUCUACCUACUAUGUAUAUAGAGAUGCAAAAACAAUCCAUUUAAGAUCUCUCCCAUAUCUUUCAGCUCUUUGACUAGAUAACCACUCUGAUCUUCCAGAGAACCAAUUUUGAUCCUUGCUAUCUUCUUGCUCUUAAUAUACUGUAUCUGUAGAAGCCCUUUGGGAUUCUCCCUCACCUUGUCUACUGAAGCAAACUCAUGUCAUCUUUUAGCCCUACUAAUUCCCUUAAGAGUUUUUUUGCAUUUCUUGUAGUCCUCGUGUACCUUAUUUGCACCUUCCUGCCUCUAUCUCCUUCUUUUUCCUUAAACAGGGUCUUAAUAUCUCUUGAAAAACCAAGGUUCUCUAAUACUAUUUCCUUUGCAUUUUAUUCCAUCAGGAACAUACAAAUCCUGUGCUCUCAAAAUACCACUGUUGAAGGCUUCCCACUUACCAAGUGCACCUUUGCCAGAAAACAUCCUGUCCCAAUCCACGCAACAUACAUCAAAGUUGCUGGUGAACGCAGCAG